Molecule: messenger RNA, 1689 nt
Organism: Neoarthrinium moseri
Lineage: Eukaryota; Fungi; Ascomycota; Sordariomycetes; Amphisphaeriales; Apiosporaceae
Exons: 4
Coding region: 1-1689 (562 amino acids)
Biological process (GO): xenobiotic detoxification by transmembrane export across the plasma membrane
Molecular function (GO): fluconazole transmembrane transporter activity
Source: RefSeq, a predicted model, not a curated record
AUGGCGCUUCACUUACAGAGCACCGUCUUCGGCCAGCUGAUGCGCUUGCUCUCAAGCCGCAGGGUCUUCAAAUAUCCCGAUGAGAUUGAUCUAAGUUUAUGGGAAAAGGCAGUGCAGCAAGAUGACACCUAUCCCGAACCCAGCGGCAAUGCCAGCAACACAUUGCAAGGCACCGGGGCGGCCAAUGGGGCGCGACUAAGCCCAAUAUCCCAGGGCAAUCAUGGAAAUCUCAUUGUAGGCUGGUAUGGGCCCGACGAUCCUGAGAAUCCCCAGCAUUGGCCCCGAGCUUUGAAACACCUGAUUGCAUUUCAAAUGUGUAUACUCAACUUUGCUGUCUACAUCGCAAGCUCAAUAUACACACCCGGCGAGCACAACCUCAUGGAAGAAUUCCAGGUCAGCGAGGAAGUCGCUAUUUUGGGGUUGUCCCUCUUCACUAUGUACGCAGAAAGCACUCAUUCCCCGCCUUUGGUACAUUUUGUUAACUUCCUGCCCAUGUUGGCUCUCAGAGGUUACGGCUUUGGUCCCAUGCUUUGGUCCCCAUUGUCCGAGAUUCCAAGACUUGGCCGCAGUGGAAUUUUCUUCUAUACGCUUCUCGCAUUCAUACUCUUCCAAUUGCCGGUCGGCUUGGCACCCAAUGUCGUGGUUUUCCUCAUUUUCAGAUGGGUGACAGGCUUCUGUGGCAGCCCGUGCCUGUCGACAGGUGGCGGUACUAUCAAUGAUAUCUAUCCGCCCACGCAGGUACCCUUCUUGAUUUGCAUUUGGGCAUCGGCCGGCGUUUUAGGUCCUGUCUUCGGGCCGCUCAUCGGUGGCUAUCUUGCACCCGCCAUGGGCUGGCGGUGGACCAUCUGGGCAUUCACAUUUUUAUGUUGCUUGGUACUGGUCAUCAUGUUUUUCUUCCUCCCAGAGACAAGCGCAGACACCAUUCUUUAUAAAAGAGCCGCGCGACUUAGCAAGGCCAGCGGUCGCCAUUUGAUAAGUCGAUCGGAGGCCGACUCCGCACACCACACAGCGAGAGACGACGCGCUCCUCCUCAUGCGAGCUUUUACACUUACACUAUUCGAGCCUGUCGUUCUGUUGAUGAAUCUAUACGCCGGUCUUCUUUAUGGUGUGCUUUUCAUAUGGUUCGAAUCAUUCCCUCUCGUUUUUGGGAAUAUUUAUCAUUUUACCACUCAGCAACAAGGACUUGUUUUCCUGGCGAUCUUGGUUUUCACCCUGAUUAGCUUGCCUGUUUAUAUGCUAUGGAUGAAGUGGAGUUUGGUCCCGAAGAUGGGAACAAAGGCUUUCAAACCCGAACUCAUGCUUUUACCAACGUUUGUCGGCUGCUGGUCACUCCCCCUCUGCCUCUUCUGGUUCGGAUGGACGUCACGAUCUAGUAUCCACUGGAUAGUUCCCGUCAUUGGUUCUGGCACGUUCGCUAUUGGUGUUGUAACAUUGUUCAACACACUCUACACCUACCUCGGAAUGAUCUAUCCAAAAUACGCCGCGUCAAUCUUCGCCGGGGCGGCCUUGUUUCGAGCACUUUUUGGGGCGACUUUUCCUCUUUUCGCCCAGGUUCUCUUUGAUAAUCUUGGUGUGGGUCCGGGUAACUCUCUUCUGGGUGGGAUUUCGGUAUUGUUCAUCCCAGUGCCCUUUGUCUUCUACAAGUUUGGGGAGAGGAUUCGACGACAUAGCAAGCACGCAUCCGCAUAA